Messenger RNA from Radiomyces spectabilis, 1461 nucleotides. RefSeq names its product WD40-repeat-containing domain protein. The record is from RefSeq and is a predicted model, not a curated record. Gene Ontology annotation, molecular function: histone binding. Gene Ontology annotation, biological process: regulation of gene expression. The coding region runs from base 69 to 1358 and encodes 429 amino acids. Gene Ontology annotation, cellular component: Rpd3L-Expanded complex; cytoplasm; Rpd3L complex. Lineage: Eukaryota; Fungi; Mucoromycota; Mucoromycetes; Mucorales; Radiomycetaceae. The transcript is spliced from 11 exons.
AAAAAAAAAAAAAACCGUGAGGAGGUCGGACGAGGAUCCGUGUUCCCCACAGUUUACACAUCGAUAUAAUGGAUUUUGAACUUGAUCAUCAGACCGAAGAUGAACGCGAGACACGCGUCAAUGAAGAAUACAGACUGUGGAAAAAGAAUUCACCUUUUCUGUACGAUACCCUAAUCAGUCACUCCUUAGUAUGGCCCAGUUUGACCUGUCAAUGGUUUCCAGACGUAGAAAAACGUCCCGAUAAGAAUUACAAAGUUCAACGAUUACUUAUUGGCACCCACACCAACGAUGAGGAACCCAAUUACCUGGAAAUCGCGUCGGUGCAACUUCCCAGUCACCCCGAAGAAAUCGAUAUGCGCAAAUACGAAGAUACAACCAAUGAAAUUGGAGGAUACGGUGCGAACAAUGAUACACAGAUCAAAAUUACCCAAAAAAUCGUCCACGAAGGAGAAGUCAAUCGAGCUCGAUAUCAAUAUGAAAACCCAAAUGUGAUUGCUACAAAAGCAAGGACAGGCGACGUUUACGUAUUUGAUCGAACCAUGCACGAAUCUUUUCCUAAAGAAAACGAACGCUUCAAUCCCGAUCUAAAGCUCAAUGGACACACCAGGGAAGGUUAUGGAUUAUCAUGGAAUCCCCAUCACAACAUGUCAAGUCAUAUUAUUAGUGCCGGUUUUGAUGGCAAAAUUUGUCAAUGGGAUAUUGGUGCAGCGCAUAAAGAACAUCGUGUCCUGGAUCCUCUGUGCACUUACACGGGGCAUUCGUCCGGUAUCGAGGAUAUUGCAUGGCAUCUUCAACAUGAGUGGAUGUUUGGAUCUGUGGGCGACGACAAACGAUUAAUGAUCUGGGAUACACGAAGAGGCAAUUCGGCCAUUCACAGUACGAUUGCGCACCGUGCAGAGACGAAUUGCAUUGAUUUUUGUCCCGGCAGUGAAUGGAUUUUGGCCACGGCGUCGGGGGACAGUACGGCUGCAUUAUGGGAUUUACGGAAUCUCAAAGUGAAACUGCAUUCCCUGGAAGGCCAUCGCGAAGAGGUGUUCCAGCUUGCAUGGUCACCGCAUCAUGCAACGAUUUUAGCCACCGCGAGUAGCGAUCGACGCAUCCUCGUUUGGGAUACAGCCAGGAUCGGGGAUGAACAAACACCUGAAGAAGCAGCUGACGGUCCACCCGAAUUACUGUUUGUUCACGGUGGGCAUACCAACAAGGUAUCUGAUUUUGCCUGGAAUCCUGUAGAGCCAUGGAUGCUGUGCAGCGCAGCCGAAGAUAAUAUUCUUCAAGUAUGGCAAAUGGCAAGCACGAUUUACGGACAAGAAGAAGCCGAGAGUGAAGGACAGGGUUGUGAUGACACAAUGGAACAAUAAAUUUGAUCGCAUGGCCUUGUCUUAUCUCACAGAACUACAGGCAUUCUUAAUGUGGAAAAUUCGACGCCGUGGGUCAUCUGUCAAUCUUUUUUUUUUUUUUUUU